AUGGCAUCGUACAUUGACAAUGACGACUUGCUGAUCCAUUGCUUCCAAGACAGUCUGUAUGGAGCUUCUCUAGACUGGUACAUGAGUUUUGAACACCCUAGAAUUAGGUCAUGGAGAGAUCUAUCUGAGGCAUUUCUGAAACAAUAUAAGUAUAAUCUUGAUAUGGCACCGGCAAGGCUGCAGUUACAGAAUCAAGCGCAGAAACCCAAUGAGACCUUUAAAGAGUAUGCUCAUCAUUGGCGCGAGAUGGCUUCCAGGGUCAGACCAACUUUGUCAGAUAAUGAACUUUUUGAUAUCUUCAUGGGUAGAGUCCAAGGGUUGUAUUGUGAGAAGAUGAUUGAGAAUUCUUCUUCAAACUUUGCAGAUAUGGUAACUAUCGGUGAAGGUGUAGAGAAUGGGCUGAAAUCAGGGAAGAUCACAGAUACCACCACUCUGCAAGCUACGAAUAGGAAUUCACAUAGGGGAUUCGUGAAAAAGAAGGAGGGGGAGACAAAUGCUGUGACGAUAAGUGUCCACCCCCAAUAUCAGUUUCCAGUGGGCCCUAUGUCGUACUAUCCAUAUUCGUAUGUCGUCGCUGCUCAGUACCAACAACUGUCAUGUCAGUACCAACCACAGAAAGUAAUCAACAACCAACACCUGCUCAGAAAAAUCAGAAUCAACAAUACAACUGUGACAAUCAAACGCCAAGGCCGAGGUCAUAAUAACAAGAAUAAUUUUGGUAAUUGCCCUCAGAUUGAUAACAUUCGGGUGUCGUAUGCUGAACUGGUUCCAUAUUUGAUCCAUGUAGGGGAUAUUGUACUAAAAGAAAUCCCUGCGGCAUAUCCUCCUUUUCGUCCUAAGCACGAUCCUAAUGCCUUGUGCGCUUUCCACGUCGGGUAUAUAGGACAUUCCACAGAGGAUUGUUGGGGCCUCAAAUACAAGGUCCAAGACUUAAUUAAUCAGGAUAUUCUGUCUUUCUCUGAAGAAAAACGCAAUGUGAAAAUGAAUCCUCUACCUAAUCAUGGCGGUUCAAUAGUCAAUGUCGUGAUCGAAGAGGAAGGGGCAGAAUCCGUACUAAGGGCCGACGAUGUGAAGACUCCACUGUCAGUUGUGUUAAAGAGGCUUGAAUAG
Lathyrus oleraceus (garden pea) is the source of this 1110-nucleotide messenger RNA. RefSeq lists its product as uncharacterized. The coding region runs from base 1 to 1110 and encodes 369 amino acids. The record is from RefSeq and is a predicted model, not a curated record. NCBI's taxonomy places the organism in Eukaryota, Viridiplantae, Streptophyta, Magnoliopsida, Fabales, Fabaceae. The transcript has a single exon.